Molecule: messenger RNA, 1704 nt
Organism: Nannizzia gypsea CBS 118893
Lineage: Eukaryota; Fungi; Ascomycota; Eurotiomycetes; Onygenales; Arthrodermataceae
Product: ubiquitin carboxyl-terminal hydrolase 6
Exons: 3
Coding region: 1-1704 (567 amino acids)
Biological process (GO): proteasome-mediated ubiquitin-dependent protein catabolic process; regulation of proteasomal protein catabolic process; protein deubiquitination
Molecular function (GO): protein binding; cysteine-type deubiquitinase activity; proteasome binding
Source: RefSeq, a predicted model, not a curated record
AUGGAUCCUAUUCCCGUUGUUGUCAAACAUCAGGGUAAACGGUACGAAGUAGAGCUUGACCCGAGUUCAAAUGGCGAGACUUUCAAGUUCCAGCUAUAUUCUUUAACGGGCGUGGAGCCUGAGCGGCAGAAAAUACUAGUCAAGGGAGGCCAGCUGAAAGAUGACACCCUCCUCUCUUCUCUCAAUGCCAAAGCAGGCCAGACGUUCAUGAUGAUGGGUACCCCAGCCAACGGAGAGUCCAAUCUAGCAUUGAGGAAACCGAAGGAAGCAAUUAAGUUCUUGGAAGACAUGACUGAAGCUGAGGUCGCAAAGGCUGAUGGUGCUACGCCGGCUGGACUUCAAAACCUGGGAAACACAUGUUAUCUAAACUCCACGUUGCAGACCUUGCGCCUCAUUCCUGAACUUCAGGAAGAGCUACAAAGAUACAAACCUACCACACAAGGUAACUCGAGCCUGUUUGGUUCAGGCUCCCUUGAUCUCACGGCUUCACUCCGAGAUUUGUACAAGCAAAUGUCGGAAACCCAGCAAGGGUUUCCUCCAAUGAUGUUUCUAAAUGCCCUCCGCACUGCCUUUCCGCAGUUUGCACAAAAAAGUAGGGAAGGGCAUGGCUAUGCACAGCAAGAUGCAGAGGAAGCUUGGUCCCAGAUUAUUUCACAGCUUCGUCAAAAACUUACGAUAAAGGAUACUUCUAAUGGGAAAGACGGGAAAGACAUUUCCUUUGUCGACAAGUACAUGUCAGGGACAGUCAACUCUCUUUUAGAGUGUGAUGAGCAGGCAGCUAAAGACAGUGGAGAGAUGGCUGUAGAAAGCUCGGAUGUUUUCUUCAAGCUUAAUUGCCAUAUCGACAAAGAUAUUAAUCAUCUCCAUGAUGGAAUUAUGGCAAGUUUGGAAGAGAAAAUCGAAAAGCACUCGCCUACUCUGGGCCGAGAUGCCACCUACACCAAGAAGACUCGAAUUUCGCGUCUUCCCAAAUACCUUACUGUUCAUUUUGUUCGUUUCUUCUGGAAACGCGAAUCGCAGAAAAAGGCCAAAAUUAUGCGAAAGGUCACCUUCCCCCAGGAGAUUGAUGUAGUCGACUUUUGCACAGAUGAAUUAAAGAAACAGCUCAUUCCCGUCAGAGAUAAAGUUCGCGAGAUCCGAAAGGACGAACAGGACAUGGAACGUGCGCGAAAACGCCAAAAGAUUGCCCAUAAACGUGAGGAAGAAGAGAAAAAAGAGGAGCGUGCAUCUGAGCCCCUGCAGAAGAAGAAAAUGACUGAGUCUGCAACCGAGGAGAACCAGGACAAAUCCGAGGAUAAAGAUGCUGCGCCAGAAGUUUUCAAAUCUGACGCCGAAUAUGAGGCUGAAAAGGCUGCUGCCCUUUUGCAGGCUAAGAAAGAGCUCUUCUCUCUCAUCCAUGAAGAUCUUGCAAAAGAUGAAAGCACAAAUAAAUGUGGCCUUUACGAACUACGGGGUAUUAUCACCCAUCAGGGGGCUAGCGCGGAUAGUGGUCACUACACUGCCUAUGUAAAGAAGCAGGGCAAAGUAGUGGAUGGCAAGAGACGUGAGGAAGAUGGAAAUUGGUGGUGGUUCAAUGACGAGAAGGUCUCGGAGGUUCCUGCAGAGAAGAUUGAAACCUUGUCUGGGGGUGGUGAAUCGCAUUCCGCCCUGAUCCUUCUUUACAGGGCCAUUGACUUGCCUACUGCGGAUAUUCUUAAUGAGUGA